Perca flavescens (yellow perch) is the source of this 2349-nucleotide messenger RNA. RefSeq names its product neuronal guanine nucleotide exchange factor (gene ngef). Gene Ontology annotation, biological process: activation of GTPase activity. The coding region runs from base 1 to 2313 and encodes 770 amino acids. Gene Ontology annotation, molecular function: protein binding; guanyl-nucleotide exchange factor activity. The transcript is spliced from 15 exons. The record is from RefSeq and is a predicted model, not a curated record. NCBI's taxonomy places the organism in Eukaryota, Metazoa, Chordata, Actinopteri, Perciformes, Percidae.
AUGUCUGUGAUUGCCCUGUUCAGGGGCAAGUGGGGGAAUAAGUCACAGGAAACCCCAGAGAAGCAUCCAGCAGCUGUGGUCCAACCCAGCCAUGAGGACGAGGAUGACGAGGAUGACUCCAAUGUUGGUUUCAGCAGAGAGCCUAUUCGCAGGAACUCACGCUUUUACCGGUCAAUGAGGAAGAAGAGGAUGGUCUCAUCUGAGCAGUCUGAAUAUUCUCCCAGGCCUGGUUUGGACCCCAGUCCGUCUAACAGAGCAGGACUCAUCUCCCCUAAUGCUCCUUUACGCCCCAAAUCACCUUUUUUGCCCAGGGCUAGACGAUGUAGCCCUCAGCCUUCACCACAGCUCGAUCAUUCCAAAACUGUGUUGCCAAGCAAUGGGGAGGCCAGCAGCAGACAUGCUCUGUACCACAGCGAUGCUGUGGAUAGGAGAAGAGGAGGAGUGGGAGGAGGGAGGAGUUUGGACAUAUCUGCUGCCUCCAACAACCAGCAUCGAGAUUUUACAGCUGACAUGAUCACUUACCGGACUCACAACAUUCAUAGCGAAGACAUUAUAAAGCUGUCGGAGCAAACAGCUGCAGAUUGCACUGUUCAGGAGAAAACCAUGAGCUCACAACGGCCCAGUUCUAACAGCACAGACCAGGAUAACGCCAACCUCAGGUUUCCAAGCAAUGGAGCUCGCUCCCAGACAAUCUGCCACAGCCUCAACAUCGUCAAAAACAUUGCAUUCCUGUACCAGGAAUACCGGGACACUUCCAAGCAGCAGGAGAUCGAGCAACGGCGGCAACGUGAGAACCUUUGUCCAAAGGUCACAGCAGAGACUGUGGUGGCAGGCUCUGGUGUCACGUCCCCUCCAGUGUUACAGCUGCAGCUGAGGAACAGUUCUCGGUCACUAAGCUUGUGGCAGAACCUGGAAGCUGUGCAGGCCAGUGGCUUGCUCACCCAGUUACCACAGAAAGAAAUCAUAAUGCAAGAGGCCACGUUUGAGCUUAUUACCUCAGAAGCAUCAUACUACAAAAGUUUGGAAAUUUUGGAGACUCACUUCCUACGUGACCCUGUUUUAAUCAACACUCUAAGCCAAUCCGAUGUGCAUUUUCUGUUCUCCAACAUCGAGGAAGUCAUGAAAGCCAGUGAAAGGUUCCUGAUGGAUCUUGAGCACCGAAUUGAGAAGUCUAUUUUGAUCCCUGAUGUGUGUGACAUUGUUUACCACCAUGCUGUGGAACACUUCAAUGUCUUCAUCAAAUACGUCAUUAACCAGGUGUACCAGGAGAAGAACUACAGACGCAUAUUAGAGGGAAACCAGGCAUUUCGGGAAGCCAUGGCUGCACUGGAGAACCAUCCACAUGUCAGGGGCCUGUCCUUCACCUCGUUCCUAAUCCUUCCUUUCCAGAGGAUCACAAGGCUCAAGAUGCUCGUACAAAACAUCCUGAAAAAAGCAGACGAAAACUCAGAGAGGGAAGCAAAUGCUAUAAAAGCACAUCAGCAACUGGAGCAGAUUGUGAAAGAGUGUAACGAGGGGGUGCGAAAAAUGAGUCGCACUGAGGAACUAAUCAGCAUUGAGAAAACACUGGAGUUCAAAUCCAAGUCUGUGCCCAUCAUUUCCCACUCGCGCUGGUUGCUAAAGAAGGGUGAAGUGCAGCUGAUGGCUGGACCGAAGAGUACCAGGACCAUGCGGAGUCGUAAGCUCUACCAACCGGUCUACUUGUUCCUUUUUAACAAUCUGCUGCUGGUCACCAAGCGCAGCUCAAGUGGGGAGAAGUUCCAGGUUCUUGACUCAUGCACACGGGCCAUGUUGAGGACUGAAGAUCUUGAAGACCAGGGCCAGCUACUGGCCAAUGUCUUUAAUCUUAAACUACUGGAGAACCAAGAGGAGCGUCCAGUCAGCUACAUGCUCAAGACCUGCAGUAUGAGUGAUAAGCUUCGAUGGAUGUGUGCUCUCACUCCUAACCGACGCACACGCUUCAUGUCUACUAGUGCCCACCAACCAGACUCUCCACAGGUGCAGUGUAUUCAGUCGUACUCAUCUCAGGAGCCAGAUGAACUCUCUAUUGAGAUGGCUGAUGUUUUGAACCUCCUAGAGAGAACAGACGAUGGCUGGAUGAUGGGUGAAAGGCUCCAUGAUGGCGAAAGUGGCUGGUUCCCUAGUCGAGUAGUAGAGGAGAUCCAGAGCAAGGAGGUCCGAGCUCAGAAUCUAAGAGAGGCCUUCAGGAUUCUGCAGGCCCAGGAAGGUGGAGGAGGCCCGCCAACUGGAACCAGGGUUGGUUUAAGGGUGGGGAGACGCACCCCACGAGCCUCCAACUUCUCCAACCCUUGAAUUGAUCAAAUGGGGGAGAGCAGUAGAGUAAAUCAG